AUGAGCCACCUGCGCGCGGUGCCCGCGCCCAGCGACUGGGGCCAAGGCGGUCGGGACUUGGGCGCCCAGCCGCCGCUGGAAGAGAGCCUUCUGCUGGGCCCGGAGACGGCGGCCGCCCGGGGCAGCGCCUUCCCCUCCGCCUGGCUGGGCAUCUGCUGCCCGGCCCGCGUCUCCGCCUCGCCCCGCUACCUGCUCUCGGGGGCGGCCGAGGGGGACGACGAAGACGACGAGGAGGAAGAAGAAGAAGAUGAAGAGCCCUCGGAAGGCAGCGGGCCGGGGAAGCAGCGGCAGCAAGCGCCGGCGCGUCUCCACUCGGCGGCCGGCGGUAUCCCGUGCCCGGCGCAGGCGCAGCAGCGGCCCCGCGCGUCUUGCGCUGCAGCUGCUGCGGGCGGCGGGGGGCUGCCUCGGCCGGCCCCGCAGGUGAGCGGCGUGCAGAAGCAGAGGCGCCUGGCGGCCAACGCUCGCGAGCGGCGGCGGAUGCACGGGCUGAACCACGCCUUCGACCAGCUGCGCAACGUCAUCCCCUCCUUCAACAACGACAAGAAGCUCUCCAAGUACGAGACGCUGCAGAUGGCCCAGAUCUACAUCAGCGCCCUGGCCGAGCUGCUGCACAGCCCCGCGCCCGCCGACGGCGGCCCCCCCGGCGCCAACAAGGGCCCCCCCCUGCCCGCCGCCCCCACCUACCAGCGCCCGCUCUGCACCCCGCCGCCAGGGGGCGCCCCGCACCAGCAGCCCGCCGCCAGGACGCGCUUUGCCCCGGAGCCGCCGGCCGCGGGAGGAGGAGGAGGGGGCUACGCCGCUCAGCUGGACCCGCUCCGCUUCCCCUCCUUCGCCGCCGAGGGCGCCCUGCUGGGCCAGAAAGCCCCCUCGCCUGCCCACCUCCUGCAGCCCCCCGGCCAGCCGCAGCCGCCGCCUCACGAGCGGAGGAAACCCUCGCCGCCCGCCCACCGCAGCGACGGCGAGUUCUCGCCCCGCUCCCACUACAGUGACUCCGACGAAGCCAGCUAG
Messenger RNA from Heteronotia binoei (common prickly gecko), 1008 nucleotides. RefSeq names its product atonal bHLH transcription factor 1 (gene ATOH1). The record is from RefSeq and is a predicted model, not a curated record. Lineage: Eukaryota; Metazoa; Chordata; Lepidosauria; Squamata; Gekkonidae. Gene Ontology annotation, molecular function: protein dimerization activity. The transcript has a single exon. Bases 1 to 1008 code for a protein of 335 amino acids.